GCAGUUCACUUCAUUUCGUUGUAGCUGACACACACAUUCCUUUCGGCUAUUUCUCGGAAAAAAAAAAACAGUACCUCAAAAUUGUAAAAAACGAACCGAAAAUAUUUAAAAUUUCCUUCCAAAAAUCUCUCGCGAGAAUCCUUUGAAAUGACCUCCACUUUGGUAUUGCUGAUCGUGAGUGUCCUGCACUUCGGGAUGCGCGGCAGUUGUCUGUUGGACAUCGAGCGGUUUCCGGUGGUGCCGGGUACCAUUUACGCUGGCCACGUCGCCUACUGCGCCAUCCUGCACUUCCUGCAGGAUGUGGAGGUCCUGCCGCAGCGCUACCGCCGCCGGAUGGGCAAGCUGGCCGCCUUCCUGGUCGAACUGGUUCUGGGCAUGGCCGUCAUGGAGGUCAUGGCCUUGUGGCUCUGGUGCAGCGUGGAGCACAUUGUCCACCUGACGCUGCAGUUCGUCCUGCGUCGCUACUUCGGCAUGUCCUCGCAGUUCUAUCUGCAGUGGGAGUGGGCCAUUGUCGGUGGCACGAUGUCCUUCCUGGCGGGCUUGCUCUGGCUGAAUGCCUACGCAGCCACCGAACCGAUCGGCUUGGAUGAAGGCAAAACGGGUAGCGAGAAGUGCUCGAGGAUCAAGUCGAAGCAGGCGAAGCACCCCGUUGAGGAUCAGGAGGAAAAGGCUCCGAAUGUGAAGCAAAACCAGGAGGAGGUGGAUCAAAUCGUAGAGCAAUCAUUUCCCGCCGAGCAGAAAGUGCAAGUUCUGACCACCACCACCGAUUGCUAGACCAGCUAAACCCUUUCAGGAAAGCCAAGCCAAGCCCACUCUUCUUCCCUCCCUCGCAAUCCUUUGAUGUGGCAAAAGGACUCUUUCCCCUCCUCUGCCCCCCCACCCCGAAAUAAAGGGACUCCCUCAAUUAGAUGAACCAGCGAGGGAGGAGAGCCGACGAUCAUGGAAGAAGACCGGAGGAAAUGUAUUUAUUCCAGCUAGAUGGACUCGAAAAGCUCUAAAGACCGUGCCAAAGGAUGCUGGGCAGAGGAUGGGGACGGGGACGGGGACGGUAACGGGGCUUUCCGAACUGUUGAGGGGGGAGGAAAGGGAGAGGGGGGAGGGGGAGCAUAAAAUGAUGGACUGCAGUAAAAUGUCUAUGAAAAUUGA
Messenger RNA from Drosophila ficusphila, 1146 nucleotides. RefSeq lists its product as uncharacterized. The transcript has a single exon. The coding region runs from base 148 to 774 and encodes 208 amino acids. The record is from RefSeq and is a predicted model, not a curated record. Lineage: Eukaryota; Metazoa; Arthropoda; Insecta; Diptera; Drosophilidae.